This is a messenger RNA of Ipomoea triloba (trilobed morning glory), 1751 nucleotides long. Its product is annotated as GDP-fucose transporter 1. Gene Ontology annotation, molecular function: GDP-fucose transmembrane transporter activity; antiporter activity. The transcript is spliced from 3 exons. The record is from RefSeq and is a predicted model, not a curated record. Bases 528 to 1553 code for a protein of 341 amino acids. Gene Ontology annotation, cellular component: Golgi apparatus. NCBI's taxonomy places the organism in Eukaryota, Viridiplantae, Streptophyta, Magnoliopsida, Solanales, Convolvulaceae.
UUUUGCGUUAAUAGGGUUUACCUAGCAAUAUCCGCUCCCUGUGGUCGAGCUUCCCAGCCCAUCGAACGGCGCGAGACGGCGGAGCGCUGGUGAGACGCUUCGGAGGACAAUUGUUGAUUCUGAAAUUAACCGAAACUAUUACAAUUGAAAUCCGCUCCCUGUUUAGCUUCUCUAUCGGAAAUCAGCUGAUCGAAACAGAGUGCAGAUCAUUCAAUUUAAGGUCUUCGUCUUCGGUCUUCAAACUAAUUUGAAACCCUUAUCAUCUACUCCACAUUCAAACUGCUCAGAGCUUCUAGGGUCACUCACGUCAGGAGAGAUCAAAGUCAUAGCCAACUUCAAUCUCCAUUGUCACCAUGACUCACAUUUCCUGCUCAUCAAAGCAUUUAUGUGUUGAUAUGUGUAUCAGUAUGGGAUCAAAAGUAUUGCAUUAGGCUGUUGUACUCAGAUUUAAUCAGGUUAAGUGGUGGGAAUUGUAGAGAAAAUAAGGAAAACAAGAAGGAAGAUAAUUUCAUAGUGUAGCUGUGAAAAUGGCAAUUGGAUUUGAGGGUACAAAACAAUAUUAUGCUACUUGCACUGUUGUGUUGGGCUAUGCUUUAUGUUCUAGCUUGCUUGCGGUGAUCAACAAGUUUGCAAUUACCCACUUCAAUUACCCAGGGCUUCUCACUGCAUUGCAGUACUUCACCUCAGCUCUGGGUGUUUGGGUUUUGGGGAAGCUAGGGCUGUUGCACCAUGAUGCGUUCACAUGGGAAACUGCUAAGAAAUUCUUGCCUGCUGCCUUUGUGUUUUUCUUGGCAAUAUUCACAAACACAAAUCUUUUAAGCCAUGCCAAUGUGGAUACAUUUAUAGUGUUCAGAUCAUGUACACCCCUUUUGGUUGCCUUAGCUGAUACAGCAUUUAGGAAGCAACCAUGGCCUUCAAAGUUAACAUUUCUAUCGUUGGUCAUUAUUUUGGGAGGUGCUAUUGGAUAUGUUGCAACAGAUUCAGGUUUCACGCUGACUGCUUAUUCAUGGGCAUUUGCUUAUUUGGUGACCAUUACUACCGAGAUGGUUUACAUCAAGCAUAUAGUGACCAACCUUGGACUAAAUACUUGGGGAUUUGUGCUGUAUAACAAUUUGCUCUCGUUGAUGAUAGCUCCUUUGUUUUGGAUCAUUACUGGGGAGUUUACACAAGUACUUGUUUCCAUGGGAUCUGGCACAGGGAAUUUAUUCAACCCCGUUGCGUUUUCCGCGGUGUCGCUCUCCUGUGUGUUUGGUUUGCUCAUUAGUUUCUUUGGCUUUGCAGCAAGGAAGGCAAUAUCUGCGACUGCCUUUACUGUGACAGGUGUAGUAAAUAAGUUUUUGACAGUUGCAAUUAAUGUCGUCAUCUGGGAUAAGCAUGCCAGUCCUUUCGGGCUGCUAUGUUUGCUGUUUACCAUUGCUGGUGGUGUUGUUUAUCAGCAGUCAGUUACUGGGGUUAGCAGCGCUCCAUCACAGCGGGAAAUUAAGAACCAUGCCAACAACUAUGCAGAUGGCGAUGAAGAAAAGGGCGUUUCUGGUAAAAUAUCUGGUGUAUGAGUAUUUUAACAUACUCCAACUAUUCCUAGUAAGGCAACUCAUUCAUUAUGGAUUUUGAUUAUUACUUUACCAGAUUAUAGCAUUGCACUGCACUGCAGUGGUAUUCUUGAAAAUUUUUUGAUUGGAUCUUUCUUACAAUGACCUUUUUAAUGAACUUUACUUAUUUGCCUUAGUUAUAAUAUUCGGUUUUCAGUUUUC